AUGUCAUUUGACGUUUAUGUUUUUAUUCGGAUUCGGGGGAACUGGGUCGAACACCAAUUUCUUUGAUUUUCUUGUUAAUUUUCAUUAUAGAACAUUAAAAACAUAAAAAUUCUCAACUUCCAACGAAGCAAGAUGCCGUCGAUGAAAGUGGAAGGCGAUAGUGAUGGAGAUGGAGACAUGUCGGGUGGUGAUACGGAGAGAUCCGGGGGCUCUUCCAGGGGCCCUGACCGCGACUCCAGCGCGGAAGAAGCCGAUGAACCAGACUCUGACGAUUCCUCUGAGAUGGACGAGAGUGAAUGCGAACGACGGAGGAACGAAUGCUUGGACCAUUUAGCAAACCUUGAGAGGCAGUUCACAGUUCUGCGUGAACAGUUGUACAAUGAGAGAAUGAAGCAUGUUGAGUACCAGCUCUCCGAAGUUCGUGGUGGAAGAUCCCAGGAGUACCUCGGGCCGCUACACCGACUGCAAGAUAAUAUGAGAGUCAGGAUCGAAGUGGCUGGUAUCCUGAAGCAGAUGAGAAUCGAGAACAUCAAGCACAAGUAUGAGGCGGAAGAGCAAGCUGCUCAUCAGCACUUCAGGAGCGAAAAAUGGUUGUCAUACGAAUCUCUAAAAGAGGAAAUCUUAGAGAAAAUACGAAAAAUAGAAGAAGAGCGGCACACCGUCGACAUCUGGCCGAGCAACGAGCUGUGGGGCAGGAAGAGAAGACGUAGACAGGUGGCGGUGUCACCGCCGUACGUGGUGUAUAUGCUGCCCGACUCCGACAUCAUGGAAGACUGGCGGCUGGUGAGGAAACUGCUGGAGAGAGGCGACUGAUACCGGUAGGGGUAGGGGCUAUUAAAUUAUUGAGAGGUAUUGUUAGGGGCAAAUGUUAGGGCCUAUACACACGGUGAGUUUUACGCGCGCGUUAAAACGCUUGAAACUGAAUCCAGUCACAGACAGUAAAGUUGUAACCAUAUAGUUUUAGCUGUACUUUAUUUAUUUUACGCUACAUCGAUACAAACACUAAUUUACAUCUCUAGAGCACUUUUCAACAACCUAUCUAAGUUUAAAAUAGCUACAUAGGUAGUUUGUUUGGCAAUUUGUAUUUUGUUUAGUACAUCUUUAUAUGUGAAACGUAGUCGGUUCACUGGUUAUAUACGAGUAUAUUUAAGUUAUAAAUGAUGGUAACCUGAUUUUAUUUUUACUUAAAUUAAUAAUUCGCGUGUGCUCUGCAUGCGAAAAUCGCUCCGUGUGCAGUGACCUUGUAAAUGAUGACGUUGUGACAUUUCUCUAAAUAAGGUCGGCCGCAAACACUCGUUUUCCGAAUCCGUUUUCCGUGUUCGGAAAACCGAAUGCAUGAUAUCAGUAUAAAAAAACAACAAAUUCCGCAUGUACGUAUAGAAUGCGAGCCCUUGCGAUAAUAUACAUCCCGAAUCAAGAAAAACGUAAAGUCUGCGGUAGUCUCACGGAAUUCCAAAUUAAAGUUACUCAUUAAAAAAACGAUUGUCUGGGGCCGGCCUAAUGGUGAUUGAGAUUCUAUAAAUGAUUGCAUAUUGUUCUAUUUUACAAAGUUUUCUUUUAGGUUUGAUCGUAUAUGUAUGGGCAUCGAGUGAGACCCAAAUUGAAUUUUUAUUUUAUUGAUUAUAAAAUUUACUUUUUGAAAAUGGUUACUGUUUACCAAUGCAUAAUAAUGUGUGUAUGCAUAAUAAUGCAUACCUAUUUACAUUUCCUUUUUGCAGCUAAAAUUUUAUCACAUGAUGUAUACGUUAUUUAUUUUUAACUGGCACCUUAACAUUCAUAUACACCGAUUGUGUAGUGUCUAUGAAGCGACAGACAGAUUAUUAUUAUUUUUUUAUUCUUUACAAGUUAGCCCUUAACUACAAUCUCACCUGAUGGUAAGUGAUGAUGUAAUCUAAGAUGGAAGCGGGCUAACUUGUUAGGAGGAGGAUGAAAAACGCUAAAUCGCUUGGCGGUACGUCUUUGUCGGUAGGGUGGUAACUAGCCACGGCCGAAGCCUCCCACCAGCUAGACCUGGACCAAUUAAGAAAACCUCAAUCGGCCCAGCCGGGGAUCGAACCCAGGACCUCCGUCAUUAAAUUCACCGCGCAUACCACUGCGCCACGGAGGCCGUCAAAAAUAACUGAAAAUCUUGAGUUAAUUCGUAUUAUAGGUUUGUACAAUCAAAUAUGAAUGUGUUAAAGUGCUAGAUAAUAAUUUAGAUAUAUUGGAGUAUCGAAAUUGUGCUGUUUAGAAGUCAGGGAUCCGUAGAACAUUUUGUACAACUUAUUACUAUCAAGUAGUAUACUCAUCAAGAUGAAGCUAUUCAGGUUCAAAAAUUUCGUGAAUACCUUUAUUUACGAAAUUUUUUAACCUUUUUAUUUACGAAAAUUAUCGAUUCUGGUAGCUAACUGAGUUACCAAGAAAUGAAAAAUUCUGAGCGUCGGAACGAGAUAAUGUACCAUGCAAUUUGUCUCUCUCGGAACUAUGUUACUGUCGGAAAGGUUGACAUUUACAUUUCGUAAAUCGUUUCUACUAUGGAAAAGAUACAUUAUAAAAUAAACAGUGGCCUGCACAGGGUUUUCAUCUAGGGUAGGCAUUAUACAUACAAAUUGUGGAUAAUGGAAAAUUCCUCUAAAUACAGGUUCGAAAUGAGCUCUCAGGGUACAUUGUCACUGAGUAUUAUUAUAAUUACUUGUGUUCCUUGAUUACUCACAAUUUCACUCUUGUUUUGUUUUUUAUUUGCGGAUUUUCAAACAUUUUUCAAGUUUUUGAGUUAUAACACUCAAACUGUCUACCGAGUGUAUAAGUUAUAUGUUUAUAAGUUUACUGAAAACUGUAAUUAUUUCGUCAAAAUGUAAAUUAAGUGAAUUUAUAAUUAUUUACGUUGUAAACUGUGAAGGUUACUUUAAUUAAAACUGUAGGUAUCUAUAUGUGUCAACUUAUAUUUUAAUUGGAUAAUAAAGUAUUUUGUAUUGCAA
Molecule: messenger RNA, 2957 nt
Organism: Bicyclus anynana (squinting bush brown)
Lineage: Eukaryota; Metazoa; Arthropoda; Insecta; Lepidoptera; Nymphalidae
Gene: Brms1
Product: breast cancer metastasis-suppressor 1-like protein
Exons: 5
Coding region: 133-813 (226 amino acids)
Biological process (GO): negative regulation of transcription by RNA polymerase II
Cellular component (GO): Sin3-type complex
Molecular function (GO): histone deacetylase binding
Source: RefSeq, a predicted model, not a curated record